AUGAUUGUGCUCCUGACUCCUCUUUGUGACCGCAACAUUAUUCAUGGCCCCUUCCUGGAGCCCGUGGUGGUUGGACCAGAUUCCUUCUCCAGUCGUGUAGGUGGCAUUCUUCCCAGUGUCCAGUCAGUCUCCAAACGCUCAGAGCACAAAGCCAAAUCUAUGCCCACUUACGCUGACUGUGUGUAUGAGAGGCCCUGUGUCAUCCGACUCCCUCGGGCGACCGGUUACCCAUUCCCCGACUUUGGAAUUAAACUUCUGCCCCCCUCCUUCACCCGCUGUAAUCUGGGCUGCUGA
Molecule: messenger RNA, 294 nt
Organism: Knipowitschia caucasica
Lineage: Eukaryota; Metazoa; Chordata; Actinopteri; Gobiiformes; Gobiidae
Source: the annotation of a GenBank genome assembly